This is a messenger RNA of Physcomitrium patens, 5174 nucleotides long. RefSeq names its product putative inactive ATP-dependent zinc metalloprotease FTSHI 5, chloroplastic. Gene Ontology annotation, molecular function: ATP binding; ATP hydrolysis activity; metalloendopeptidase activity. Lineage: Eukaryota; Viridiplantae; Streptophyta; Bryopsida; Funariales; Funariaceae. The record is from RefSeq and is a predicted model, not a curated record. Gene Ontology annotation, cellular component: chloroplast thylakoid membrane. Gene Ontology annotation, biological process: proteolysis.
GAAUUUUCGCAUCUUUGCGGUAGAGACUAUCUCCCCUCUCUUCCGGAAUCACCCCAUAUCCACUAAUCUUUAUCUUCGGGGGAGUCUUGGGCUUGAUUCCUCUUGAAGCAGCGUCGAGUUGCGCACAUUUUGACCCCCUUCGCGGUGCAUUUGGUGCUGUGUGCGAGUCGUGGUGCUCAAUUCCAUGGAUUCUGGAGUGCGGAGGAGCUCCAGAGGGUAGCAGAAGUGACAGAAUAUGUAGAUGAGGUUGUCGCGGCGAGGUUGAUUGAACGUUGAAGAUGUUGUGGACGGUGGAUUGUUGAUACACUCGGAUUGAGUUUUGGAUCGAAGGCGGUGUGGGAGGGGUUGGAGUAAGUCUGUAGGGAUGAGUGCGCUCUGCCCCUCUGUCACUGCCGCGUCGCUGUGGAGCUUCUGUGGGAAUAGACGUAGGUCCAGGUGCUCGAGGAGCUCUAGGGGGUCGAAAUGGGGGAGGGCUUUGCAUCACGGAGAACCGGGCUUGAGUUCGAAAUGCGAGCUCAGGGGGUUACUUAGCACCUGCCCACGACGGGUGAUCAACGCCCGCAAGCAUUCAUCGCGGGGUUGGAAUGAGAGCAGCAUGUUGAGGUCGCAGCGAGGAGAUUUGUUAUUCAUUGGGUUGCCUCCUCAGCGAAUUAACGCUUUUGGAGUUGGUGUGCUUGGGUUGUCACUUUGUUUUAGGUUGGAAAAUUUAAUCAGAGCAUCUUGCUGCUCGGGCGAUUUUAAUGGAAACUCGGUGCAGAAAUUGGACUUUCGGACGUCUGCAGAGUGCCCGUCGACGUUGAUUUCGCCCCUUUCUGGGUGUUCCAACCAUGGGUCCGUAACGAGAGAAUGUGAGUCUGUAGCAGGUGGUGCCCACGAGUGUACUUGUUGUGACGAAAAUGGUGGUUUCGGAGGAAAUGGCGGGGUAGGUUUGCUUGGUAAUGGCGAAAAUUUUAUGGACAAUAGUAAAUUUGAUGUGUUUAUAGAAAGUGUUUCACAGUGUGUUCGAAACAUGGGGAAGGCAUUGGCAUUGGGGGUGGUCAUUGCUGCAGUAGGGUUUGGGCCUAGGGUGUUCUCGAAAGUUGCCAUUGCAGCUCCUGCUGUUGCAGUCCGCAAUGACGUAACAGAGGCCACGACUGAAUUGGAAGGGGAGGAAGUGGAGGACAGUGAUGAUGAGUUGAGUGAGGUCAAGAUUCAGCAGUUUCAGAGGCAGAAGGAGCUAGAGAAGCUUGAGAGGGAAAAAUUACGUGUUGCUCUCAAGAUCGACCAGAAGCUGGAGGAGCUUGAAGCUUUGGGAGAACAGGCCGAAUGCGAACCUAAUAAAAGAGCGAUUUUCUUUCAAAAGCUUGAAGAGGCAGUGCGUAUGACUUCUCUAGGGGCUCUCCAGUUACAGAGGGAGAAGGUUUUAGAGUUGAAUUCUACCAUCGACCAACUCAUGAAAGAGAGAGACAUCGCCGUUAAGAGGGCUGAGAGCGUGGAGGAAGAGGUUUUGUCUGCCCAGUCACAAUUACAGAAUUUUGAUGAUGGGUCAGACGAUGGUAACUGGAAGCAAAGAGAGAUUUUAGAGUCGUUAGUUAAAGAUGCUGAAACUCGUUGUAGUGAGCUCUGGCAGAAGGUGUCGGAUUUCGAGAGGGAAAUGCUGGAAAAACAAAUGUGGAUUGAGAAGGCUCUUUUUGAUGAUCUUCCCAGCGUUGAAGAUCAGGGUAUGAUCGAAUAUGAAAAGGUGUACCAACGACAGCUUCAAAGGCAGUCUGGUAGUAGUAUGGGAGAAGAAGACGUUUCAAGAGUUAUCAAAGACUUGGAAUUGGCAGGUGAGACACAUGGAAAGCAAGCACUGCUACCUCUUGCAGUUGGUGUGGAACAAGAAUAUAAGAUGUCCGGAUUGGAAGUUGAUGCCGAUACGCAGGAGCUUAUUGAUAAAAUAAAAAAUGAAAUGAAAAGAGCAGUCGAAUUGAGGGCACAGUUCGAUAGUCAAGUCAGACAAUGUUUAGGCAAAGGCGAAGACGAGGACAUUGGCCACGUGAGAAUCCCUGUUGAUGACACAAUGAACAAUCUUUCAACUUCGGACCUUCUUAUAGAUACUUCUGAAUUAGGAGAAGAUAUUCCGGAGGAAGGUCGGGAUUACGUUAGGGAGAAACAGGUGCAGAUCCUGGUUGCAAGAGACAGGGUAUUAGCCGAUACCUGGUACAAUAAAAGGGAAGAAUGUUGGGAAAUGUCUCCGAUGGCGGCCUCUUAUUCCGUGACCAAGAAACUGGUUGCCAAGGCUCGUGUACGUCAUGACCGGGGUAUCAUGUACUUGACAUUGAAGGGCGAUGAUCGCGAAUAUCGUGUGGAUAUUCCAGCCCUAGACGCACAGCUUCAUGAAGCAGGGGGUUUUGACUCCUUGUAUAUAAAUAUGUCCAUUGAGGGAACUCCUGUAAGUACUGAGUUCAUGUGGAUACCACUGAAAGAAUGGCCAGUGUGGGAUCUCUUCCAGUUGCCGUUUAAGGUUAUCUGGUGGGUGCUGGAGGACAUUUGGAACUCACCUCUGUUGACCUCAAUCAGGCCCUAUUACUUUAAAACAUUGGUUGAAACCUUCGAGGAAAUAAUGGUUCGGUUUGGGUUUCCAAUAAUUCAAGCAGUUCUGCCACUUCGGGCACGUGUCGCUCUGGGGUUCGACUUGCCUGAAGGGGCUGAAGAAGCUGAGCCUACUGAUAUUAUGAUUUGGCAGCAGGAAGCUCAAAAGAAGACUGAUGCCCGAUAUGGUGAAGGUACUGGUUCUCCAGCAUGGUGGAUCUCUCUCCCACUUCGAACCUACGUCGUAGGCAUUCCCCUCUAUUUUUUUGUGACUAUUGUUGGAGCACUCCUGUUGGCACCAUUCACUCCUCGAAAGCUAGCUAUGAACGAAGCUCAGUGGAAGGAGAAGAAACAGGAACAGCUGGAGAAAGAGAUCAACAGGGAGUCUAAGAAAGAUGAGAUCGAUCCUAUCAAGAACGUAUUUGAUAAAAUGAAGAGAGUGAAACACCCUCAGGUUAGACUUCAGGACUUCGCAGGUAUUGACGCCGUGAAAGAGGAAAUCAAUGAAGUCAUUAGUUUCUUACGGAACCCCAAGAUCUUUCAGGAAAUGGGAGCUAGGCCUCCUAGAGGUGUGCUCAUCGUUGGUGGACCAGGAACAGGGAAAACGACACUAGCUCUUGCGAUAGCAGCUGAAGCGAAGGUUCCUAUGGUGGAGCUUCAAGGUGCUGAGCUAGAAGGCGGAGCCUGGGUGGGGCAAGGAGCAUCCAACGUUCGUGAACUUUUCAAAACUGCCCGGGAGGUUUCACCAUUAAUUAUUUUCAUGGAUGAUUUUGAUCAUUUUGCAGGAGUGCGAGGAGCAACAUCAGACACUCGAAAGCAGGAUCAUGAAUCCCUGAUUAAUCAGCUCCUGGUCGAACUCGACGGUUUUGAAACCCAAGAAGGAGUUGUUCUUAUAGCAACCACCAGUCGUCCCUAUGCUAUUGAUGAAGCUCUGCGAAGGCCAGGACGCAUGGAUCGAACCAUCCAGCUUCCAAUGCCGAAUGUAACUGAACGGGAGCAGAUUCUGCGGAAAGUGGCUGCAGACAUUAUGGACCCAAAGCAUGUAGAUUAUGUGGACUGGGCCGAGGUAGCAGAUAAGACCGCAGGUCUCACACCCGCUCAGUUGAAGUGCGUGCCUCGGGCCUUGGAGGCAAACGCGGUUGGGUUAAAGCCUGUGGAUGAUGAUGAAAUUAACAGUGUUGCUGGCUGGCUUGCCACGUUUAACCAAAUUCUGCCUAUGUGGUUCAGAAGGACAAAAAUGGUGGUCAAGUGGAAUGAAGAUCUGAUCGAUUGGCUAGGUCUGCGACUGUCCAAAGAAGAUCUUGAAACUGCUGUUGAGACUAUGGAUGUUUUUAAUGAAACCCGACCCGGAAUCGAACUGGAGAAUCCUCCUGUCAUUUGGACACGAGAAUACAAGUUCCCGCAUGCAGUUUGGGCUGCUGGUCGAGCCUUGACUGCGUUCCUCCUUCCUAGUUUUGAUCGUCUGGAUCAGGCAUGGCUUGAUCCGAGUUCUUGGGAAGGAGUUGCUUUCACCAAGUUGACAAAACAGUUGGAAGCAGGGUAUCAAGAAACAGGUACUAUGACUCGGUCGUAUUACGAAAAAUCCUUGGUGUUGUGUUUUGGGUCUUAUGUUGCUGGUCGACUGCUUCUUCCUUUUGGUGAAAAUAACAAUUUAUCCAAAGGAGAGUUGGAGAAUGCGGAGGGCAUCGCAGCUGAGAUGGUAAUGCAAUUUGGAUGGGGCCCACACGAUAGCCCGCUUGUAUACGCCAAGGCUGGUUCUCCUACCUCAAUUGCGAUGGGUGACAAACAUGAGGAAGAGGUUAAAUCUGCUAUACAGAAGUUAUAUCUCAUUGCUACUGAGAGGUGCUACAACAUGCUACACAGAAACCAAAGAACCCUCAGCGCAGUCGUCGAGCACUUGAUUCAAUACGACUGUGUUACAACGAAGGACCUGUCUAGGAUAUCAGAUGAAACUGGUGCAGUGUUUGAAGAGGACCCUUUUGAAUUGGUACCGUAUUCACGUAUGGAAAUGUUUUCUGGGUCCAAAAAUGGCACAACACGUGUAACAAAGGCAUUACCAGCUGGGGCAUCAGCUAAUUAAUCACAACAAAAUAGUUCGAAGCUUCGAUGGGCCAUCUUGACAGACCAGUGAGGGCUACUGUACAACGACCAUUAGUGUUCAUGAUUUAGAUGCAGCGGUUUUGUAGGUGUAGGUUAAAUAAUAGAGCGCAUUCAAGUUCAUAUGGUUGUGGUAGUUUGCCUGGUGAUGGAUUGUUGUCUACAAUCAAAGUCAGUGUUUCAGUACGUGACUUGCUAGCUGAAGUCUCUGUUAAUUAGACUUAGACUAUUCUGACCUGGCGCGAUAACCCUUUAGGGCAUGAUGGGUAUGCCAAAGGUUUCGUGGCAACCAGUUGCAGUGCGGGACCGUAGGCCCAGUCUGCGUUACAGUCUAGGUUUGGUAUUUCAAAAUCUUAAAAAGUUGUCAGUAUGUGCCCAACAAUUGAGAGGGACACAGGAGAGAUACGUGAGCAUCAACCCAUACAAACAAUAAUAGUCAUACCUUCGUACAAAAGUGGUUGGACGAGGCACAAUACAUGAAGUCUCUUUUUGUGCUGGGUCGUCCUCCGGGCUCAGGUUCGCCA